Molecule: messenger RNA, 2852 nt
Organism: Patiria miniata (bat star)
Lineage: Eukaryota; Metazoa; Echinodermata; Asteroidea; Valvatida; Asterinidae
Product: vascular endothelial growth factor receptor 2-like
Exons: 14
Coding region: 1-2412 (803 amino acids)
Biological process (GO): protein phosphorylation; positive regulation of kinase activity; multicellular organism development
Cellular component (GO): signaling receptor complex
Molecular function (GO): transmembrane receptor protein tyrosine kinase activity; ATP binding
Source: RefSeq, a predicted model, not a curated record
AUGGUGUCAGGAUAUCUGUACGGUGGAGCAGACCCUAAUAAGUAUGCGAUGACUGUAGACACCAUCAGUAACAUCAGUGUGCUGAAUAUUUCGUCAUUGGAGUUCCCGCUUGAUCAAAGCAGAUAUUGGUGUAAAGUUGAAUUUGGCAGAGCCAGUGAGCCAUUUUACGCCAUGGGUUCCAACUCAACGAUGCUGGAAGUAAUGGUUUUUCCAACCACGGUUAUCUUAUCGGACUCAACGGGAGCGUACCCAUUCAGAGGUGGCACUGCAUACUUUGUAGAGGGAGAAAGUCGGCAAAUGAUGUGCGUGAUACCAGACACCAAUCCAUAUCUUGGUUGGGUCCAGUCUAUGUGUAAUCCACAAACAAAGGCUUUUAUGAUACGUUUUGAAGUGCCACCGAAGGUCUCCAACAUAUUACUGUCUGACUCAAGCGGUGUGUCAAUUGCUGGAGAUUCAGUGACUGUUGACGAAGGUACAUCCUACACCUUUACAUGCCGAGCCCAGUCCAGACCAGCAGCUACCAUCCAGUGGAAUCUUGGUGCGAGCACUUACCCACAGAGUACGAUCGGCCCGACCGUUGGAGAAGGGGAUUGGCUGGUCAAUGCUUCGAGCAACUGGACAUUCACUCCCGGCCGAGCCAACCACGGGCAAACGGUGAUAUGCCUGGCGAGCACGGAAGAUUCAUAUGAGCCAUACCCGUCGGAUAUGGUCACAUUGGAAGUAAAUGGUCCUCCUGAUACCCCUGUGAUAACCGGCAGCCCAAUCGUGACCGAGAAUGAGCCCACCGUGCUGACAUGCACAGCUGACAUGGGUUACCCGCAAGACUGGAGCCUGGUAUGGUCCAUUGGAAGCUCAGUCAUAACUGGUUCAACUACAAGCCCGUAUCAAUCGGACGAUCGCUUUGCAUUCACGAGCUCGCUGGAAUUCACGCCAUCAAGAGAACUCAGCGGAGAGUACAUAUCGUGUGCUGCAACGAGAAGAAUCACAGUAGAGUUCAAUUUAGAUUCCGGCACUGUGACAAUUGAAGGGUUGAAAGUGGUUAAUGGAUGCAUCCAGUUGGAGGUAAUACGCGAAGGCAGCGCCGCCUGGCAGAAGUGUGGGCGCUGUAUCGCGUCAGACCAGACGGUGAAGCUCUCUGAAUGGUGUGCAUCUCCAGAGAAGCGAAGAAGACGAGCUGUAGCGGAUGUAGUAGCCGUCCGCGCCAGACUAUGCAUCGGUGGUUUGUGCAGUGAAGCAGUACCUGCCAAACAAGUGGAAGAUCCACCUGCAUCAACGAGCAGCAGCAUUAACUGGGUCGUUGUCGGAGCCAGCGUCGGUGCCGGGAUGUUUGUCAUGGUGUUUUCAAUUGCGAUUGGUGUCUGCGCAAGGAGGAGGUUUAAGAAACGGAGCAAUGAAAUGGAUACCAUCGGUGAACCCGCAGAUCAAAACCAAGUAGUGGUACCAUACUCGAAUGUUUCAAUGGGACACCAAGCUAUCCCGCGGGAUCAGCUGAGGUCUGUCCGAGAGCUCGGACAUGGCGCCUUUGGUCGGGUUUUUCUAGCCGAGGCCAGGGGUAUCACAGAGGGGUUGAAAGUUACACUGGUUGCCGUCAAAACGCUUCAAGAUGGAGCCAGCAAGAGUGAUAAAGCAGAUCUCAUGAAAGAACUUGACUUGAUGAAGAAGCUUCCAGACAAUGCAAAUGUAGUCAGGCUCCUCGGAUUCUCCGUGGAGAAAGAUCCGCCGUACAUCAUCGUGGAGUAUCUGUCGAGGGGGGACCUCAAGACCCUUCUGCACAAACAUAUCGGUAAGGUUGGGCGUGUCUACAGCAACCUGCACGGGGGCAGUACUUCCUUGACCGCCAAAGAUCUGAUGAAGUUCGCUAAGGACGUGGCUGAUGGGAUGGCGUUCAUCUCUUCCCAACAGUGCAUUCACAGGGACCUAGCUGCCCGUAACGUGCUUGUGGCCGAGGACAUGACGUGUAAGGUGUCUGAUUUCGGACUUGCUCGUGACGUCAUGAACAUCAGAGUUUACGAGCACCGAUCACAGGGUCGCUUGCCUCUUCGAUGGAUGGCGAUUGAGUCCCUAAUCCACGACGUGUACACAGCAGAGAGUGACGUAUGGUCUUAUGGCGUACUCUUGUGGGAAAUCGUCACCCUUGGAGCUCGUCCAUACCCAGCAAUGACUACUGAGAUGAUGGUGGAAAAGCUUCAAUCCGGCUACCGCAUGCCCAAACCAAAAAACUGUCAGCUGGAACUAUAUGACAUGAUGUUGGCAUGUUGGCAAGAAGACCCUGGGGAUCGACCCUCGUUUGCGAUGAUCAGCGACGAGCUGAACAAACGUAUGAAUGUGGGAAAGGAAUGCAUCUCCAUGAGAGACUACGAAGAAACUAUCUACGAGGUCACUCUCCCGAUAGGCGAACACGAAAGGGUGUAGACCAUAACAAACUGACAAAAAACAGCAUCCCGCUAAAAAGUAAUGCGGACAUCAGACAAUCCCAGAAAUGUUCGACUUCACACCCUUGUCCAUUUGAGUUAUCCUUUCCCGAAGACGUGCCUUGUGUUGCCUUAUUAGUUGUUGACUACCAGACCAUGUCAGAAAAAAACAUCUUUAAUUUCCUAAUGGAUAGGACGAUCUGUUUCCACUCCUUAAAGGCAUUGCUAUGCCCAAGGUUUAUCUAGUUCCAUUGUGAAACUUAGUGUUCUUAUCAUUCCCUUCUCUUGACUACCAGACUAUGUCAGAAAAAAAACAUCUUCAACUACCUAAUUGAGUACGACAAUCUGUUAUCACUGUUACUAGUGUGAAAAUAACUGUUCAUAUUAUUCUCUUCCUGUUGUAGCUUUAAUUGUGUACGUUCUUAUUUUUUGGCAUUGAAA